Molecule: messenger RNA, 2840 nt
Organism: Melitaea cinxia (Glanville fritillary)
Lineage: Eukaryota; Metazoa; Arthropoda; Insecta; Lepidoptera; Nymphalidae
Product: actin cytoskeleton-regulatory complex protein pan1-like
Exons: 18
Coding region: 48-2771 (907 amino acids)
Source: RefSeq, a predicted model, not a curated record
GAUUUUACAUCUGUGUUAAAUAAAGCAACGCGAGUAUUUUUGUCAACAUGUCGGACAAUGAGGAUUUACUUGGCGACGAUUUAGGAGACCACAGUCUCGCUGAUUACAAUCUCGGCAAUGAGGAGGAAGAGCAACUCCUGGCCGAUGAUUAUGAUAGUGGACCGUCGCAAAACGUACCAAGUUCACUCGAUUCCUCAUACACUGAAGCUGCAGAUACAGUGCCUACUGGACAAAACUUAGAUUAUACUCAGCAAAGUGGGUCCUGCCAUUAUCGAGAUUUUUGCUUUGCAAUAAAUCUAACGCUAGUUACUAAUUUAAUUUGUUUUCUCUGUCUUUCUCAACAGCCAGUAUCAUACACACAACCGGAAUCGGAAUGUAUCGUACCUAAUAUAAUUGUCGAAGUUCCGAAUAUGACACAAACGGACUCGACUUACCCACAAUUCACAGGAACUACCGAACUGGAGCGUACUGUUCCAUCGGCGAUUCCGGCCACUCCAGCGGAAUCACCACAAAUUGUCCCAUCAGAAAUGCCUGCUGUGUCAAGAACUAAUGCACAACGCUCUCCUCGCGCACGGAAUAUUCCAGACUCUCUAGAUAAGGUGCUGGUGCCGCGCGGCGCGUUCCCCCGCGGCCGUACUUCGUGGCGCAGCCCGCACUACCGCGCGCCCUACCGCCGGCACCGGGGUAACUUCAAUCAACGCCCGUCAUUCCCCGCGCCACAAAUACGCCAACAAUUACCAAAUCCACAACCAAUCAGACCAGAUAUACCCGAAAUAAGACCGGAUUUACCCCAAAUGGGACCGGAAAUAUCACCAGAACGACCAAUCUUACCCCAAGAAAUGAUACCCGUCGAGAAUCGACAAUUUAACCAGAAUUUCCAAAGAUAUCAAUACCGUAACGAAGAAAGACCAAACUUUAACACAAAUGUCCGACCGAACUUUGAUCGGCCAAUGUAUUACCCACAUUCGUAUAAUCCAAAUCAGUUUACGCAGAAGGAAAUAAUUCCCAAUAUGCCCCAAGUGAUAAGACAGCCAUUACCGGUCUUGCCAGUUAACUUGCCAAAGGGCAGGGAGCCGGAAGUAAGAAUGUUACCAGUUUUACCCCCGAAUUUGCCAAAUUUACCAAAUUUACCCCCGGGAGGGUUAGCUGGCAAGAAAGUUUUGAUUAAUCCGCACUUCAAAGGGAGCUUCCAACCACCGGUCGAAGGCUUCACAUACAUUCCGACGAGGAUACAAAAAAGUCCGCCCCACAGCCCAACGCUGGAGAGCAAAUUCGGUACAAUAAAAGACAUAGACGACGCGGCCGAGAGAUUCAUAGCAGAACAAAGGAAUGCUUUAGCUCGGGCCGCUAGCAGGAAACUACCGAGACGAUCACCACAGAGAUACAUCGAGAAUACAACGAUAGAGAUCGAAAACGAAUUGGCUCGCAGCUCUGAUGAUAUGGAGCUGCUGCGGAGACAGGAGGAGUUCAUCAACGCCAACCGGGCCGGGCUCCGCAGACGUAUGCGGUCGCCGUCCCCCCCGCGGUCGCCCUCCCCUCGCCGCAGUCCGGAGAGGAGACCUCGCCCCCCAGACGAGGAGAGUGAGUACCGCAGGAGAGUCCGGGAACAAGAGACGUUACGGGAGAGAGUACUUCGGGCUAAAGAAGUUCGGAGGAGGAAGAACGCCGUCGCAUUACAGAAACAUCUUGCAGACAGGGAAAAAGAUCGUCAAGACAAGGAUCUACCAAGGGAAGGGGUAAAACAAACAGACAUACCCACCAAACCUACUCACCAAACUGACAUACAACAAGAGAAGCCGGAUACAACUAGAACUACGCCAGAGAAAGAAAAGGAGAUCCAAAAGGCGAAGAUAGAGAAAGAGGGAGAGAAGAUAGAGAAAGGGAAAAUUGAGAAAGAGAAGAGAGAUAGGUCUCCUAUCAGAGUAGAGAGUGCUGAGGCUAAUUCUACUAGUGAGCCGCUGACCCCCCCACCAGCGUCACCCCCACCAGCUUCACCCCCACGGGACCUCACUCCCCCUCUGCCCCCACCGCGCACCACCACCACCACCACCACCACCACUACUACAGCUGACAGUGAUGAUGAUCUGGACAUCAUUCUCGAUGACAUCGACGAUAUACUCUCCGAUGAGGACAGCGGACGGUUCAAGGAAAAGCGCAUCAAAGAGGAACAACCCAAACUAACAAAGAUAGAGAAACAAGUGGAUCUACGUUCGAAGUUGCCUCCUAAAACUGUGGAGGCAAAGAAACCGAGGCAGAAGAUCAUCUUCAAUGACAACGAUGAUAAGAAAAAGCGAGAGAAGUCUCCGGUACGCCGUAAUGUAUUGGAAUCUAAGAAGAACAACAGUGAGAAAGUUGAAAGUAAAGCUGAAAAGUCAAAAAUAAAAGUCGAAUUGAGUACAACAAAGUCGAGGCAGAAGAUUAUAUUUGACAAUAAAGAUAGCUCGCGCGGCGCUCGGCGCGUGGUGCUGCGGCCGGAGCCCAGCGCCGGCGCCAUCUUCAGCCGCGCCGUGCGCACGCUGGCGCCCGCCCCCGGCCCCGCCCCCGCCGCCCCCGGCCCCGCCCCCGCCGCGCUCGUGCGCAACCUGCCGCCCGGCAUCACCGACACGCGCCUGCGCACGCUGGCCGCCGACGCGCAGGUAACUGGGGCCCGGCCCGCGUGGGGCCCGCGUGGGGCCCGCGUGGGGCCCGCCGGGGCUGCCCCGUGGGGCGACACUGCGUGCGGCGCUGCUGCGCUGUCGGGCUUAGGUCAAAGGCGGCUGUUCAUAUAUUGAAAUAUAGUUUGAUUGAGCUUUAUACGCGAGGAACGUACUUGGGGCGUUCGUACGAUUUACAGGCAACUA